Messenger RNA from Fusarium odoratissimum NRRL 54006, 9579 nucleotides. RefSeq lists its product as uncharacterized. The record is from RefSeq and is a predicted model, not a curated record. The transcript has 2 exons. Bases 2495 to 5140 code for a protein of 881 amino acids. Lineage: Eukaryota; Fungi; Ascomycota; Sordariomycetes; Hypocreales; Nectriaceae.
GCCGGCAGGAUCUACAUUCCCAGCACCAACAACUAGGUGUCAAGGGCAGAGAGCGAGGGAGAGAGGCAAGCCAUCCAACUCAUCCAAUAGUUCACUCCCAGCAACAAUCUAAUGAGCUUGAUCUGUCCAUGUUCUUGUUCCCUGUCACUAUCGGUUAUUCUUGUUGCAACAUACAACAACUAUCCCAUUUGCCACAAGCAAUAAUAACAAGACUCGGCGCAGAAUAAAACUCUAAAAAGCUAGACAAGCCCAAGGCGAGACGUCAUUGUCCGCCAAACUACACCACCCACCAUCGCGCCAGUCAACGCCAAAGCCAACGUUACCACGCCAAAACUCUCUCUCAUACUUAGCGUCAAUCUUGUACCGAUCUGUUCAAUGGGCACAUGGUUGCAGAGCCUCAUGAUUCAAGAAUCAGCACGGUUGAACAUUCUAGCUCGGGUCUGACAGCCCCCUUGGCCUUAGUCUGGGACUAUUCGCCUCGAAUUCAAGGGUUCACGAGGUCCCUGUCCCUGGCAUCGAAGCCUGAAAGACUCAUCUCCGCCAAAUCUACUCCGUAAACCAGAACGCUUCAUAGAUACGUACCUCAACAUCCCGCUCUGGUAUCAACGACUACCCCAGUGGACCCGUUCGCAGCCCAAGGCCCGAGCCCGAGCCUGAGCCUGAGCUUGAGCCUAAGCCUGGGAUCAAGGUUGUUUGUUGAUGCGGUUAGGUUUGGGUAUCUGAGUUUUCGGGCUCGAGUUCUCGUCGGUUGUCCCCGUUGUUGCUCUCCAAGAGCCCAAAUACUCAGAGGUUCCAUCACUCAAUUGAGUUAGGAAGCCCGGUGAAAAGCCGAGGAAGGCUAAGCAAGUGCCACUGAAACUCGGCUCAGACACGGCGGGAUAUUGGAUAUUCUUGAGGUACCUACAAGUCAAUGUCUGGUGUUGUCGAGAUGAUAAAAUGUAGAUGCUGUGAAAAAGAAACUGUCUAAUUAUUGCGCUAUUAGGAAGAGGUCCAUACGGUUACAAAAAGGCCGAACCGGGUAAACAACAACCCUCAAGUCAGUUCGAUAGCCUUGACUACCUAGGCAUGGAGGAUUGAAGCGUCGGACCCUACCUGUCCUGCUCUUGGUGCUGACAAUUGCAUCCCGGCGGGGGACUCGCUCUCUGGCUCUUACCGAGAUCAUUACAUACACAUGGUCUGUUCUGAAGACAACGAUUGCAUGGGAACUUUGACUGUCGGCUGCUUCAACCCAGUCUACGUUUACAGCUUGCAGUCUCCGUUCUCCACGCCGCUACAUCGAUCGUCAUCGGUACUCCCACAGCCCUCUACUAAUAAGUUACUGAUCAGGGGUUGCUGGCAGCUAGUUGCUCUACCCAUAACGCAGUGCAAUAGUCUGCUAUUUUUCUCAGCGCCUUGAGGUGUCGAGGGUCUGUUCCGGAAGACUGAUAGGCCUCGACUCUCGCAAAACACCAUCAACCGGCUCUUUCCCCAUCUUCUUCCUUCUUCCUUCUUCCUUCUCCCUGCAACUCUUCCCAAUCUCACCAUAAUUCUUGGUCCUCUCUGGUAUUGCCCCUCACCCCACCUUAACCACCUUUUUGGUGGUGGACCCUCGUACAAGAGAGAGCACACGCAGAGCAGAACAAAGAAGGGUUGGCUUUCAAGACGCCUUGUUAGCCCGAUUGUAUUCUCCCUCGACUCUGUUCUUAGCAGCAUUUACGACUUGUAAGUGUCUACUGGAAGAUCCCACUUUCGUACUUUAAAUUUGUUGACCGACUGCUCGAAUUAGCCCCAACCAUUCAGUACACUAAAGAUAGUCCUCACGAACUGGCUUCUUUAUUAUACACGCCUGAGUCUCAUUUUACCUUUCAAUCGGCCUACUGAGGUGCGAGCGAAUUCAAUUGCAGUCUCGGCUUUGUUCUACCAGAGAAUUACCCUCGCUGCUCUCUAUUUUCAAUUACAUCCUCGCAACGCAGUGUUACUGUUAACUCUGCGUCAUCUCAAUCAGUAUCAUCCGAUCUAAACGCCACCACUCCAAGCGGAAGCGCAUCGAUAAUAACAAAAAAGAAAAAAAAAAAAAGAAGAAGAAAAAAAUAUUCCUUGUCAAGUUCUCGACCUAGCCAGACAUUUUGUUUGGCCGCAAAACGAAUCCUGGGUCUUCGUCACUAUAUCAGACAUUACCCUACCUGACCCUGCUAUUUGCUCCCUGGUCCACGCUGACAAGGACUGACCAAGUUCGACCCCUCCUCACGUGGCCUUGGCUUCAAAGUAUAUGGUUGAUUGCCGUCAUCCUGCACCACAGAACGAUACGCCACGGCUGCCUCCACCCAGUCCAACGUCUGGCGUCCCAACGCUACCGCUUUUCUCCACGGCAUCGCCCUUUGUCCAACGUUUCUCACGACUCGCCUCCGAUUUCGUACCUUUGAAGUUUCUCUCGCAGCUGGCUCACAACAACACACAUAAUUCGACAGCUCGGCAAUCAAGUAGGCUUCGCAAUCCUGUGUAGCCCCACGUCAUCAUGACGGACCGUCAUCGCUAUCCGUCCUCGGGACGAGCGGCCACCUUUGCAAACCAUGCGAGAACUUCUCUGCCAUCAAGCAUUGGCUACACUUCUUUGUACGCUGGUGACAUGCACGUCAUGCCAACUUCGACCCGACAGCAGCCCAUUUCGACGACACCACGAGGAUAUGUUACAACUACUUCUACAACACCAACCCCGAACACCACCACCCGGACGUACGCCGUUACUCAGGAUCCUCGUUCACACAGACCGACUACACGGGAUGUCACACGUUCCCAGCGGUCCUCCACACUAGACUCUACUAGUCGACCCCCAGUAAUUGUCAUGACCACCCAGAAGGACCGCGCCAACGGUACGAGUUCUCAUUCUUCCAAUGCUCGCCCCGGAAGUCCCUUGCGGGAUGACUACCGCUCGAGCGAUGGGCAGUUUUAUACACAACCUGCCUCAUCUAUACGUUCACACAGCACAGCCCGCUCCUAUGCCGAUCAGCCAGGAAACGACACUUAUGCUCGCAACAGCAGAGACCGUAGCAACAGCUUGGUACGCGACGACCCCUACCGCAACAGUCGCCAUUCUGCUAUAUACCAGAAUAAUCCCCGCCAGAGCUCUAGUAAUAUCGACUAUGGGGAUGACGGUUAUCAGUACACUAAUGCCGGUGAACUGGUUCGCUACGACCUCGAUCAUUCAGGCCCUGCGAGGACUCGCAGACGUGAGAGUUUCGACCGUAGCUACUACCGCCCGAAUAUCAACUACAACGCGGAUCAGCGAACGUUCAACGUGGAUACCAGCCCAGACUUGAGUCGCAACUACAUAACUACAAGCACAACCAGCGUCCCAAACAAUCGGCAAUACGAUAACCGGGGCGGUCCUCCACCAAGUACACGAGGGUUUGACAAGAUUCGAGGGUACGAAAGCCCACGGGAUUUUGUUCCGAUGCCCUCUAAGACCCCCGAACCGACCUCGGUAAAACAGGACACUCCCCUUGUUGCGACUACGGAAACCACAAGACGGCCUCGGCCAGUGUCAUUGUAUCAAGAGGGACCACCCCGUUCUUCGCAUCACGAUGAUUACUAUCGGAGCCGAGAAGACGAAAGAAAAAUGCGAGAAUUUCGUGAUCAGCCAGAAUCCGAGCAUACUUAUGAGCCCGAGCGCGCAUACGAGGCACCAUACUUUCAAGAUGACAGAGUUACUUCCCGUGGCUUCGGCAUCCGAACUGACACUGCUGAUGAACACGAUGAUCGCCGUGAACGUCGCCCGGAACAACCAAAAAAGCGAUCAGAUGAAGACUUGCCACGUGAUGCUGAUUAUGAACGCGAUGAUCGACGCCGAGGCCGGCUUGAUUCCAAAGACACUCGCCGUGAGAGACGUGAGAGUAAGAAAGGGAGCGAUGAUGACGAGAAGGAGCGUACUCGGUUCCGUGACAAGGUGGCCACUGGCCUGGGUAUUGCUGCGACUGCUGUAGGCCUUGUGCCUGCCGUCAAAGACGACGACAAACGCGACAAAGAUCUCGGCAGACGUAAAGGCUCUGAUGACGAGCGCGAACGUGAACGUGAAAGAGACCGAGAUCGUGACAGGCGGCGAGAUUCGAUGAAAAGCGAACGCCCAAGAAUCUUGGAGCGAGAUCUAUCGCGACAGCGUGAUCAAUCAAGGCAGCGUGACCAGGAUCGUGAUUCCAGAGAGGCCAGUCGUCGAAACGGGGAGUCUCGUAAGAGCACUGAAGCCGUUAUCUCGUCAUCUGAUUCAGACGAAGCCAAAAAGUCCACUCGGAGACGUCGCGAUUCAAAUGCCUUCAAUCCGAAUGAUACUUCUGAACUGCGGCAUCUCAAGGACCAACUGGCAGCCUUGAAGACCACUGACAAAGAGAAGGAGAAGGAAACCCCGGUCGUGGUCGAAAAUAAGUCACGGUCCUCUUCACCUACUCGAGAAACAAGAACAGCAACAGAAGCUCGUCCAUUCAAAGACUCCUGGUCACCACCCGAUUCCAAGCCAUCUGGUCCUCCUGAAGAAGAAUCCCGUGGCCGCGAAUCCCAGCAGACCCCUCCGGACGACAAACAAGUCCGUGUAGUAUCGCCUCCUCGCGAUAAAAAGGAUGAGAAGCCUCUCAAGGGUAUCUUGAAACAGCCAAAGGUUAGCUUUCCAGAAGAGCCGAAUCCCAUUCGUGAAGGGGUUGCACCUCACAAGGAAGACAAGAAAGCCAGAGAAGCACCUGCAGGUGCAAAAUGGACCAAGAUCAGCCGUAAGAUUGUUAACCCUGAGGCUUUGACCAUUGGCAAAGAGAGGUUCGAGGUCAGAGAUGACUUUGUCAUAGUACUACGAGUACUUAGCAAAGAGGAAAUUCAGGCGUAUGCCUCAGCGACACAAGUCUUGAGAGAGAGACGUCGCCGCGACGAUGACGGUGGUGAUACGGAUCGGGAUCGUGACCGUGACGAGGAUGACAGGAGAAGACAUCAUCGUCAUCGCCGCCAUCGGGACGAUGACUCUUCAGACUACGAAGACAAGGACCGUGACCGUGACCGUGACCGCGAACGACGCAGGCGUCACCGAGAUGAGGAAGAAUAUGACACCCGGUCAAGGGAUUUGGACCAUCAUCACCACCACCACCACCGAGCUCAGCGAGAACGCGAGCCUGUGCUUGAGGCUUAGUGAGAGAAAGAGUGUUGAAAUCACCAUACCACUAUGGCUGAAUGUUUUGAUCGAGUAUUUAAGCGUUGCAUCGAAUGACUCUAAUGGUAGGGUUUUUUUCUUUCUUCUUUUUCUUUUAUCGGAUAUAUAUUGAGCGUUACCACAUAUCACACAUCAAGCAUAAAAACCGGGCGAUUUAGCGACGCAUUCUGGAUAUACAAACAUAAAAUAAAAUACAUUCUGGUUCAGAUUGUUCCUGCAUUAUUUGGCACCCGUCCGCCCCAUAUGAUUACAUAGUUCUGGGUGAAGAAACAGAGUUUCAACAGUCGACUCGCAAAUUUCUCAGAUCUCGGCCUAGAGGAUCUCGUUGGAACGGCACGAGACUAUCUUCAAGUUUGAAGACUGGAGAAGAGGGCUAGUGAAGGUACGUCACAGAUUGGGUAGCAACAUUUCAUAUUGGGUGCCUACAGUGGCAAAAUGGUGAAGAGAUGGGACUAAGAUGUGAUGGAGAGGUUGAGGCUUUCUUGGCUGCUAACUAAGGAGUUGGCGGGUAUCGUAUUUGCUCUUGUUGUCCAGGUCCAUUCUAUGUUUCACGACAUUAUAAGAACGAACCUCCAAGUUUGCAGCAACAAGUUCAGCUAGUUCCCUUUCAUCCUGGAGGACCCAGAAGAUGCAACCAGUCCAAUGUCCGCUUCGUAUGGUAACAGAAGUCGUGACGAGGACCAUAACCUACGCCAGCGCCCGCAUCAAGAUGAAAGAGGGAAUCGAGGCUUCGCACGGAAAGCUUCCUCAUCACCUUUAUGCUGGCUUCCGUAGUUCCAUUCCCUUCACCGUCCAAACAUAUGUUCGAGCCAUGAUCACCCAUCUCCUCCAGCACAAGAUGUCGUGCGACCUCCCAGUCUGGGCUCAAAGCCGCUACCCGUGGUUCAUCUGAUAUAUCAUGAACGAAAAGGCUGUGCAUUGGCACCUCCACACUGAAGCAGAACGUUUGGAUGUGAUGUUACGUGCAAGUAUCUUGAUGCGUUAGGCACGGGUAGAGGCAUGAGAGGAAUGAAGCUGAAUCAUAUCGACCCCUCUCAUCCUUCUCAAUAACGUCAAAUUUCUGAACUUGCCCCGUUUACGGUGAUUCGUUUGCACUCAUCAUAUACUGGCGGUACGAAAUUGGGCAGGGAGUUGAAGCUACCACCAUGGCUUGACUCUCGCGAUCAGGGUCCAAAUGAGCGAACAAAAAGGUGUUAUGCACGAGACGACCAUCUAAAGGGGUUUUUAGAAGCUCUGCCUAGUGACUGAACUUGUUGGGGCCCUCUAUAACAACAAGGGAGAUGGCAGGAAGUGGUAUAAAGGUCACUCACUGUCUUAAAUUGCGUGCGGUGUUGAAUCAACAUGAGAUCGGAGCUGGACAAGUAGAAGCCGUGAUGAAGAAUGCAUGCGUUUCAAGUGUCCAUUUCCGGCUAUGGAAGCACCUAGAUGAUCUAGUCUUGUUCAAAGUAUAAAAACGGACUUGGCAGCUGCAUGAUACUGCUACGAGUCGUGACCGUUCCAGGCUGCCACAAGACAAGCCAUUCGGUGUCAAAUUAUCAAAUGUUUUACUGUCCACUCAUCCCAAGAAUAGCAACUCAGCAGCCACGUCCCAAGGGGAGUGACGCCCAACCGCCGAUCUCUGGCUUGAUUGUGGCGGGGAUAAAGACACGUCUAGAUCUCCCCACCUUCGGAGAUGAUUUUAGACUGUGACAAAGGCCAGCCUACCGUGAAUGGUCGCUGAAAAUGCAAGUUAUUGUGCCCCUUUCCCCAUCUUAUCACAUUGCGUGGCUUCGAACGACUCUAGCCGGCCAAUGAGCCGUAUCGUGUGCUAGUUGUUUUCGAGACUAAUAAAUGGCAUGUCUCAACAUUUUCGAGGAGAUGACGGAUAUGUUCCGCCUCCGAAUGCAUUUUCUUGGUAGAGGCAAUGGUCUCAACCACGAUGCAUUUGAAGAUUAGCUUUGCGUCUCUAGUAUAAGAUAUCAGCCGCGUGGGGAAACAGGCAGCAUGUCAGGGAUCUCACGGGAUUAUUCAGAAAUGACAGGGGGCUACUAUUCAAAGCAGGUGUUGACAGGGCCUCUAAUCCCUACCAUGUGCUAGCAUGUGUAUGUAUGCAGAUUCUCGUUUGCCAUCGGUACGGAUGAGCUUCUCCAACUCGAGUCGGCGGGCCGCAGCAUAAUGCUUGCGGUUCUGGAUCAUCAUGGUUGUGCUUAAAGGGAUACCAUCGGAACUAUUGUGGGAUUGUAAUCGGGCUUCAUAUGAUUCCAGGCUUCUCUCAGUUAAUAGCAGUGGCUGGGUGGAACGAACGAAUCGUCAAUGCAUGCGAAUCUGCAGAGUGGUAUGAGUCGAUUUUACUGACUCCUCCAAAGGUUCCUGUGCUUCCCAAGCUGCCUCUUCAUACUGGUGGAGUCUUCAUGUCAGCGUGGCCAGGUUUUCCGACUCGCUAUAGGACCCCUGGCUCUUAUCAAUUGUCCUUUGAUUCAUUGAUGUGAGGGACAAUAACUGUCUAUGUCCUUGACGGCGUUCAAUCAAAGAUACUCCAAGUGUCAAGGAGAUAUCCUAUGCCUUGAUUACUAUAAGCUUCUUGGUGACCCUGAUAGGUAUGCCUCGACAUCGGAUUUCUGUCAUCGCCCAUCGGCAUUUGGUCCAAGUUGACUCUGUUUGUUUUAUCGAAUGAAUGCUUUCUGUCUUGGGAAUAUGAGGUAACAAAAAGCUCCUGAAGGUGCCUAUGACGUUGUCAAUGAGUCUGAAGUAGGUGUCGGUCUCCUUCUAUCUCUGUCAUGAACUAAUAGUAUAUAUCUGUAUUCAUCUUUCACGCUAAUGCUGAGCGGCUUAUAUGAGAGGUUUUGUGAAGUAGUUGUGUGACUGCACAUGGAAACAGCAUUAAUCUGAUAUGAAGGUAACUAAUCUGAGGUAAAGUGAUCAUGCUCCAUAUAUUCACGAAUGGAUCUCAAUCAGAAGUAUGGGCUGUUUUCCUUCAAUGCCCAGGUGGAUCCGUCAACAACACCGGCAGUUGAGUUGGUGAAUGGGAAGAGAGCCUCCCUGGUAGCUUGGGUCGAGCUCGGCUACACAUUGAAAUUUCAAUUCGGUUACAGAGCUCCAGGAGGCUAUCUGUAGGUCUUUACGCGCAAAGUUCUCCCACGAACCACCGUGGAAGCGGAACUCCUUGCCGGUGAUGUCGUCUCAAUUAGUCUUUUUGAAUACUUGUGCUGUAUGAAGCACCCCUGUCCGGGGAUGACGGGCGCACCCCUUCUUUGCAUCUUGGCUGUGCCUGGAAAUGGCGGACCCUGGUCCAGCCGGACACACAGUCCCAGUGUCCCACAACGGCUGGUAGUCGCUCGAGUUGAGUGUGGGCUCACAUCCCUGACCGACAUUCCAGACAUGGGUCGGUAGGAACCAACGAAGGACGUAACUCCAGUAAAGAGAUUGAAGGUGCAAAGACUCGUCAGAUAAAGUCGUUGGUGCGCGCGACAUUGUAUCAUAGCUAUCGUUGGUCUGGUCGUAUACGAUUCCGAGAUGGGGAUUGUGGAAGAUAGGGGUGACUCAACUAUUCUGUGGCGUGUAAUGGUGUUCUUGCUCAUUAGGGAUCUUCGAAAAUAGCCCAGUAUGUCUGCUACCAUAGCCCUCGGUUUGUAAGUUACAUAGGUGUUUGCAGUCUGGUUCAUAAAUCCCGAGAUUGUGCCAGGAUAUGAUUUUAAGCCCUGAGCCCAGAUCAAUCUUGAACGGUAGGGCUGCGAGGAUGGCUCCAGACAUCGUCAAGAGUUUCGUGGGUUAGCUUGCGGCGACAACUAGGCACAGCACCUCUGGGCCCAUGAUCGCACAUCGUGGAUGGCAAUACCGGGUCAGGGUCUGUGACAGCCUUGUGCAUGUUGACAGGUGGUGCCCAUCAAACACAAACCAAGCCCAUGACGAACGAGUGUCAAGAAAUCGCGGAUCUAUGAAAGGCCCCGGCCAGAUCUGACGAUAGCGACAGGCAGGGCUCAGAUAACUAAUUGUAUGAGGCUGCUGAAUUGGAGCGCGUGAGCAGGCACGAUGUGCAAUGGCUUUGAGGGAAUGAUAUGCAUUCAUCAAAUACACCCAAAUACAAUGAAGAUGCGUAUUCAGGCUGCAACUCCGAGGUGGGCUGAGUGUGAAGCCAACUUCCAUCCUGAUAUCCUUCGGCUGUGCCUCGGAGCGCAGCGGGGAACACGGGUUCAGUGGCGGUAAUGUCGUUGCACUGUUUCUUGGACUCCAAUCAUGGACUGCAAUGCAAUAGUGAUCAUAUUGUUUUCGACAGUUGCUUCAGUGGACUAAUACCACAGGGAGUAUGGGACCACACAAGUCAGUGCAGUAAGUUACUUUGCAUCCUCUUUGAGGAUGCCAAAAUCGACACUAGAGCAAAGUGAGAAGGUCCCUUGAACUGCAGACUCGACAUCAAGCAUGUAACGCGAUGGCCGAGGUUG